Molecule: messenger RNA, 2627 nt
Organism: Bufo gargarizans (Asiatic toad)
Lineage: Eukaryota; Metazoa; Chordata; Amphibia; Anura; Bufonidae
Gene: GPR150
Product: G protein-coupled receptor 150
Exons: 1
Coding region: 370-1740 (456 amino acids)
Biological process (GO): G protein-coupled receptor signaling pathway
Cellular component (GO): membrane
Molecular function (GO): G protein-coupled receptor activity; peptide binding
Source: RefSeq, a predicted model, not a curated record
CAGAGGAAGAAGUUGUGGAUGAUGUCUGAGGAUGUCCUAAUAUGUAUGCCGUACCAUUGUCUAUGAUGAGACAACCCCUUUAAGCUUAAAUACUGUAAAUAGCCUUCUAACAUAUUAAUAUGUAGUUCUCCAGCUAUAUACAGUAGAUCUACUCAUUUAUUCCUUCACUGGUAGCCCUGCUUAUACAGACAUGCAUAGAUCUGAACACAGUCAGAUGAAUAGCAACAGGUUACUUCUCUGUAUUGGUGAACAAGAGAUGAAAAUCUAUGCAGAACUGACAGACGCAUGCCCCCACCACAUGUAAGGAGCAGUGGAUUACAGAGCAUGUCUGGAGACCACCCAUACAUCAGCGUCACAUGACAUGGGCAUAUGAAAACCUCUCACUCUGCAGAGAGUCUUCCACAAGUCUGCUUCUUGACUGAAGACUUCAGCACCACAGUGACGCUGGACAGCUCUGCAGGCACUGACUAUAGGAACAUGGAUGAGCAAUUCCUCUAUGGGAGCUUUGCUCAGGACAGGAACCUAUCUUUGUCUGGCAGCAAUUUGUCCCCAGCUCUGUCACUUCUGAACAGCUCUUCCUCUGGGAAGGAGAAGGUCAUGGAAGCCCCUCGUUACAACAGGCAGCUGCGGAUCAUAACUAUGACCAUCAUACUGACAGUGGCGCUGGUGGGAAAUUCUGUGGUGCUGUACAGGAUCUUCAGUGGCAAAGACAAAAAGAGGAAAAUUAACUUUUUAAUCACCCACUUGGCAUUAGCUGAUCUUUAUGUGUCAGUGGUGACUCUCUUUUCUCAGAUUGUGUGGGAGCUGCUGGAGGAUGAAUGGUUGGCUGGAGAUGUCUUUUGCCGGAUUUUCAAAGUUUUUCAGGUUUCUGGACUCAUCGCAUCCUCCAAUAUAAUUGCCAUAGUCGCUCUGGAGAGGCAUCAUGUCAUUAUGAACCCUUUAAGUACCCCUCUGCCCACAAGAUGCUUUGCAGCUUUGGGGUGGCUGUUAGCUCUACUUCUCUCUGUGCCACAGGCAUUUGUGUUCAAAGCAGUCUAUACAGAGCAGGGAAGCAGGUGUCGCAAUAUCUUUGGGCAGCUACCUGGGUGGCACUUUCAGGUCUAUAUCAUAUACAGCUCAGUCACAGUUUUCUUCUUGCCCUUCUGUAUCUUAACUGUGGCAUACAUACGCAUUCUCUGGAUCAUAUGGAGUAAGGGCAAGACCUCCAGAACACCAAAUCACCACAUUGGAGACAUGGAACUUAAGGUGACCAAGAGACCAUUAAAACUGGUUGCUACCAAUAGUUGUAUUCCAAGAGCUAAGAUCAAAACCCUAAAAAUGACACUGGUGAUUAUUAUCCUUUUCAUUGUGUGUGGGUUACCCUACUUCAUUGUAGAGAUGAAGGUGGCAUUUGGCACCAUAACUGGCCUGGAUGAAGAGGUCAUGGCAGUUCUGGGCAUUUUUGUAGUGUCCAAUAGUGCAGUUAACCCGUAUGUGUACCUCUUCUUUAAAACCAACAAUGUUUUCCUCCAGAAACUAGAGAACAAGGUGUGCUUCUCCUGCUGCCUCCAAGAACACCGAGAAAUCCCUUCAAGGAGGGAGUUCUUCCCCUCAUAUUCUCCUACACCAAAAAAAGAGGCUUCCAGCACCACCACCUCUGAAGUGGAGGCAUCUUCUGUUCUGCACCGAUCAGUCUCUUUCCUGCAUUCUGUGGCACCCUUAGACAAAGGAAUCGGUGCUCCCUGUGAGAGUUGUAUGUGAUGUAUUUUUAAGAACUGGUAACAAAUAUGCAGGUUCCUAUAGUUGCUCCCAGUACAGUGAUCCAUCAUUUCCUAGGAGUUAGCCCACAGUUUUUAUGACAAUGAAGCAAAAGUACAAAACUACUGUUCAAAGCUAGCCAUACAUGAAUUGUGAAUGAAGUUCCUGGCCUAAAAGGACUCAUUACUACAAUGUCUCAAGAUUGGUACAACCUUCAGAUGUUCAGAAAUGCAACACCUGGGGACUUCUUUAACUGAUGUUUCUUUCUGCCCACUACCUACCAAUUUUUUUAGGUGGUGCAACUUUACCUGUACAGGAGCAUCUUACAAAUGGUGGCACACCCAAUUUAAACAUGUACAGUAGCAACAAAGUGGUCACUGCAGAGCUCAUAUGCAGAAGAAUGAGAUGGACUUCCAGGGACCUCCUCUAGGUGCUAAUUGCUGAUCAUCAAGAAUUUGAUAAUCUGGACUCCUAGAUAAUUGCUGGGUCCUUUUCAUUCUGGACAACCCUUUUCACUUUAACCCUUAGGCUUUGCUCCCAGACAACUUGUGGCCAUGUUUCCAUAAAGGUGCAACCAUGUCAGAAUUCAUAAUUUAUAUAUACAUUAUAUAUACUCUAUUUAUCAAUGUGUGUAUAUGAUAUAUGUAAUUCAUGUCUUUUUGAAUGUUCAUUGUAUGCCACCAUGUACACAUGUUAACUAAUUCUACAGAAAUGUAUGACAAAGCUGACAAAAAAGAAAACCUUGAUCUGCUUUUAUAUAAAUAUAUGAAAAUCUUGCAUAAUUUUGUGUUGUGCACUUCCCUCUUGUAUCCUAUGUUCCAGGCUGUACAGUCAAAAGCAUUGUAUAUUUUGCUACAAAGCUGUUGAGUGAUUUUUGAUCUUUGACUUAU